AUGGUUCAACUUAUCGCGUACCAAUCCAAAGACCAAGGUGCAGCAUUUGUGGCUGAACACAUUGCUGAAAAAAUCAAUGAGUUCCAGCCAACAGAAUCAAAACCAUUCGUCUUGGGCUUACCAACAGGAUCCUCUCCUGAACCAGUGUAUAAGCACUUGGUUGAAUUGUACAAUGACAAGAAAGUCUCCUUCAAGAACGUUGUGACUUUCAACAUGGACGAAUACUGCGGCCUUGAACCAUCAAACGACCAAUCCUAUCAUUACUUCAUGUACAAGAACUUGUUCAACCACAUAGACAUACAAGAGAAGAACAUCCAUAUCCUCAAUGGGUUGGCUGAUGAUUUUGAAAAAGAAUGUCAAUCCUACCAAGAAGAAAUUGCCAAAUAUGCCCCAUUCCAGAUAUUCAUGGGUGGGGUAGGGGCCAAGGGCCAUAUCGCAUUCAAUGAAGUUGGAUCAGCCAGAGAUUCCCAGACCCGUAAAGUCGAGCUUGAAGAAUCAACCAUCAAUGCCAACUCCCGUUUCUUCAACGAUGAUCUUUCGAAAGUCCCUCGUUAUGCGUUGAGUGUCGGAAUCUCCACAGUGCUAGAUAACUCCAAAGAAGUCAUAACAUUGGUAUUUGGCAGUUCCAAAGCCCAAAUUCUUAAUAAAACAUUAAACUCUCCAAUAAGCUCAGACAUCCCAAGCACUUUCCUUAGAGAUCACAAGAACUCUUUAAUAGUGUGCGAUUCGGAAGCAUGUGCAGAAUUGCCUGAAUCCGCAGUUGAAAUUUCUAAACUAUAG
Molecule: messenger RNA, 780 nt
Organism: Saccharomycopsis crataegensis
Lineage: Eukaryota; Fungi; Ascomycota; Saccharomycetes; Ascoideales; Saccharomycopsidaceae
Product: glucosamine-6-phosphate deaminase
Exons: 1
Coding region: 1-780 (259 amino acids)
Biological process (GO): carbohydrate metabolic process; D-glucosamine catabolic process; N-acetylglucosamine catabolic process
Cellular component (GO): cytoplasm
Molecular function (GO): identical protein binding; glucosamine-6-phosphate deaminase activity
Source: RefSeq, a predicted model, not a curated record